Molecule: messenger RNA, 395 nt
Organism: Oncorhynchus gorbuscha (pink salmon)
Lineage: Eukaryota; Metazoa; Chordata; Actinopteri; Salmoniformes; Salmonidae
Product: semaphorin-5A-like
Exons: 4
Source: RefSeq, a predicted model, not a curated record
UGGUAGCUGGUCGUGCUGGUCUGGCUGGUCUAUGUGUUCAGUGACGUGUGGAGGGGGACACUAUACGAGGUCACGCACCUGCAACAACCCCCCACCAGCAUACGGAGGAGAUAUCUGUCUGGGACUACACACUGAAGAGGCUCUCUGUAACAUACAAUCGUGUCCAGAGAGUUGGUCUAACUGGUCCCUAUGGUGCCAGUGUGACAGUUCUGGCUCCCAGCUGCGGGUUCGACACUGUAAUGUCCUGUUCCCUACUGGAAACCAAUGUUCAGGAAGUCACACUGAGACCAGGGCCUGCCCACCUGACUCCAACGUUAUACCGGAAGUCUCCAUCGCUCGUUCCAGUCAGGAGGAGAGAAGAUGCGGAGAUUUCAACGUGUUCCAUAUGAUAAGCU